Hemisphaericaspora subhashii is the source of this 531-nucleotide messenger RNA. RefSeq lists its product as uncharacterized. NCBI's taxonomy places the organism in Eukaryota, Fungi, Ascomycota, Pichiomycetes, Serinales, Debaryomycetaceae. Gene Ontology annotation, molecular function: protein binding. The transcript has a single exon. The record is from RefSeq and is a predicted model, not a curated record. Bases 1 to 531 code for a protein of 176 amino acids.
AUGGCCAUUUUAUUCACUGAUUUGCCUGAUGAUAUAUUAUAUCUAAUCUAUCAUAAUUUAGAAAUAUUCACAAUUAAACGACUACAAUAUGUAUCUAAAUUAACAAGAUCAACCCAACAAUAUAUUUUUACUCAUAGUCAAUAUCGACUAUUAAUCGAUGAUAAUAAGAAAGCUGAAGAAUUGGAAUUACCAGGAUAUCUAAUCUCGAAAUUAUUAAUUCCAAAUAAUCACAAGAUGAUUAAACAUAUUGGACAAUUUAAAUAUUUUCUUAUCACGAUAUCAAUAUAUAACUUUGAAGAUACAUUGAAAUUAAUGAAUGAAUAUGUUGGGAUAUUUGAACAAUUAUUUAAGAAUCAUGAUGGAAUACCGAAUAAGAAUAAAUAUAUUCGAUUAUUUAUUCAAUUACAUUAUAGUUUAAAUACUUUUAAUGAUGUUAAAGAUUGUUUGAGUAAUAUUGAUAGAAUAAGUCAUUUUUUUAAUAGAUAUGAGGGGACUAAUGUUCAGAUAGAUUUAGAAUUGAACCGAAGAUAG